Molecule: messenger RNA, 4277 nt
Organism: Numida meleagris (helmeted guineafowl)
Lineage: Eukaryota; Metazoa; Chordata; Aves; Galliformes; Numididae
Product: spermatogenesis-associated protein 7-like
Exons: 12
Coding region: 200-1462 (420 amino acids)
Biological process (GO): protein localization to photoreceptor outer segment; photoreceptor cell maintenance; protein localization to photoreceptor connecting cilium
Cellular component (GO): axoneme; ciliary basal body; rod photoreceptor outer segment
Source: RefSeq, a predicted model, not a curated record
CGCAGGCCUCCUCCCCGCGCGGCCGCCGUUGCCAGGCAGAGACCCGUUGCCCGGAGCUGCUGCGUGGGGCCGGGGCUGUGCAGGAGGGCCUCAGCGGGCUCCCUCCACCUGCGAGCUGAAACACAGCCCACAGCUGGAGCCUGCCUGCGGGAGGGAGCACCGAGAUUCCAAGGUUAUCACAGUGCCUACAUAUUCCUCAAUGGAGCAUUUCAGAGGACACCUGAGUCUCAAAAGUAGCCUUUUUUCUCCUGGAUCUUCCUGCAAGCUCUCCAAUCAGUACAUCAUUCAAGAUCACAUGGCUGCUCAUUACAAGAAACUGACAGCUGCCAAAGCUGCUGUUGAUUCAUCUGCACCAAAGAGUUUGCAUUCCAGUGUUAAAUACAAUGAUCAGCAGAAAAGAGACAAACUGAUGCAAGCCCUUGAGAAAUAUAAGAAAGAUCUCAUUCAUGGUCUUCAUGCCACAUCAUUCAAUUUCAGAAAUGUUCCUCUAAGCCAGCAGAAGGCCAGGUGUUCGCUGUUGGAAAAUGAUCGCCUGUAUUUGACAUCUGCUCAGAACAGCUAUCCUAGGACAGAGAGAGAGCAGCCUCCCUCUGCCUCUUUUGAAAUGCUCAGUUCAAGAACACGUUUGCCAGCUUCUUCUGCAAGGAAGACUGCUCAGCAUAGUUUGUCUCAGAAUCCUGUUCACGCCUCUGGUAAAGACAGGUCAUCUGCUUUGCAGCUCCAACAAUCUCAUUUGCAUUUAAACAGUCACAACAGGAGGAAGGCAUUUCAAAGCACUUCUAACAAAACAUACUCUGGAGACCUCCUUGACAAACACUCCGUUUGCUUCACAGAAAAAAAGCUUUUUACCCCUCAAAUCUUAAAGACAUCACACCAGUCUUUUCUCUUGAAGCAUAGAUACUAUAAUCCUCCUCCCUCAAAAAAGAGUUCAUCUCCUGGAAGACCAUCACUUACAUCAGCAGAUGUCAGUAAUGAGAAGGAAAGAGAGUCACACAGUUUUUUAGAAGAUGCACAUGUGAGACCACACUCAGAUAACUUCUCUCCGUGGGCAGUUAAGCCUUUUCACUUCACUGAUCUAGUAAUCUGGGGCGCAGAAACACCCAGGAAAAGUGCUAAGCACUCAGCCUACAGUCAGACUGUAAACUGUGAAUUAUGGAUUCCCAAUUCUGAAAUGUCAUUUUUUCCAGGACCACAACUUGAAGAAAAAGAAGAAGAGUGUCUUCUUUUUCUUCAAGAUCUUACAAAUGACAUUUUGAAUAGAAGUUGUUACCACGAAGAGGCAUUAGAAGAUGUAUUUCAAAUGCAUAUUAAAAGUAAGAGGCAUAACCUUGAUGAGGUAACACGGAGAAGAAUAGUUCAAAGCCUAAAGAAAGAGCUGAACAUGACAACUCAACUGGAUCCUUCCAUUAGCAGUAACAGCACACAGCAAAGGGACACCAGCAUUCUGGCAAAAUGCUUUUAGCCUACAACUUUUGGCAUUUCAAAGAGCAUCCAAAGUUAGCAAAGAUAGUAAGUUAGAUUAUGUAAACACCAAUUACAAUGUAAACCUUGAGGAAACAGGAAAACUAGGAAGAGAUCCAGCUAAUGCAUCUUCCUGUAACGUGACAUAGCAUCACUAUGACAACAAUCAGGUUAUUGUGCUGAGAACAAUCCCUGAGCACCAAAGACUGUAUUUUUACAGGGGCUUUCGCUGUCCAAAUAGAAAGCUCUAGAUUGAAAUGUCAUUUCAUUCAUUCCUUAUAGCUGACACCAUCAAAACACACUCCCUACACAAUCCUCUUACUAGCAGUCCUGAUGAGGCAUCUUGAGUUUCUUCUAUCACACACUUGAUUUACAGAUAGGUUGGAAAUUAACUUUUAGAUACAUCUUUCAAAACCUUACAUGAAUUGUGACCUGAAGUCUCACUGGUUGACAGUAGAAUGUAGAAUAUGUAGUCCCAUUUUCAAGUGAAUUAGGUAUCCAUUUAAGUAGUUUAAGAUCUCUUAAAAAUCUUUAUUUUAGUUCAUAUCCAAAAAACUAAGAUUAACGACUACUGCAGUACAUAGCAGUAACUGAGAACAAACAGGUGUUGUGCUCUUUCAAAAUGAAAAUGUUUCACACUUAUCAAAAUCUAAGAGCUUAUAAAAUACAAACAUGACCAAAUAGGAAAAUACAUGACUACAAGAGCCCUAACUCUUUCCUUUAGUAAUGAUAUUUACUUCAUUAAAAAAUAGUUGUUUAACUUUUCUGGUUAAGAUUAAACGGCUUUCUAAAGAUAGAUGCCUUUUCCACGCUCUUCUCCAAGUGGGACACUUUUCAAGGCAUCAAAUGAAAACAGAAAAACAAAGAUGAGGAUAAAUAAAACAGUCCAGUAUAUAUUUUUUUCUAUUGUUACCACUAUUUUCCCACUUGUGUUUUUAUCUCAAGAUCUUCUUUAUAAUGAGUGUUAAUUAAAAAAAAAAAAAGCUACGAUUCCCUAGAGAAUCUCUAUAUAAUUUGAAGAUGAAAAGAUUUAUUUAUCUGAAAUAAUUUGACUUUUAUGAGCAGCUUUGUUAGCACACUGAUGGAAGCUGAGGCAAUCAAAAUGCAUUCUUUAAGAUGGGCCUCUUUCGGUCUCCAUGGAAGAUACCUCUAGGCACACUACCAGAAGGAUUGUUUUAAUUACCUAAUAUUAGAGUUAACAAACAACUAGAGAUGUUUAAUAAAAAGCCACAAGAUCUGCUGAACCUGAUGCCAGCAAUAGGUGUAUGUAGUUACUGGAGGAUGACUUGUAUAUAAAGUUUCAUACUUUCCUUAAAGUAUAUGGAAUAUUUUGGUUUGUUAGACUCAUUUGAGACAAAUGCUGAAAUUCUUCAAUGAUGUUUUAGUUGCACCAAUGAGUAGAUGAGUUUCUUCUCACAUAGAGCAUUCUAACUGACAGUGCUGUCAGCAAGGCAGAGUAACAUUUUUUUCUGUAUUUGUAAGAGAGAAAAACAGUCCAAGCAUAAAACCAGUACAACCUGAAGUAGAACUUUAUAUUUGUAUCAUUGGAGAAGCACUUGUUACACUCUGAAGUUCAACUUAAUUUAAAAGAAAAUGCUUUUGCUCCAAGAACUCUUUUUCAGGCAGUAGAAAAAAUUACUAUCCACCUAUUUGGAAAGAAGAAAUGACAUAUUUCUGAUGGAAGAACAUGAUAACGUUCCCCUGCCAUGUAACUUGGAGUCAUAAAGUACUAUUGCUCAGGUAUAGGCGCUUGAUUUUCCUGAUACUUGGGUAGGAUAAUUGGAUACAAGCAUAAUCAAUAUGAAUUAUUGGAAAAGUAAUUUCUCUUCAGUUGGAAAGUGACUGGUUGAGUUGAUGUAACCCUUUUCACUUGCACAGAACUGCUCCAUUUUAGUUGCUUUUUCUGCCUGAGUUACUUUAUCCCCACUUUUCUUUUUUUUAAAAUCCAUUUGUUACAUCAGUUACAGGUCAAUUAUCUGCAAAGAUUUUCAUAUAAAAUAUCACAUUUAAGGCCAACCAUUGUAAGAAUGAAGACUGACUUCCUGCAGAGAAUCAGCAGCCAAUAUUGGCAGUGAGCACUAUUUGUUGUCACAGUGUCCAUUUUUCAGAGAGGAUGAUUAACCCUAAGAUCUUCAGCCACAGUCAAAGCCAGAGUAUACCAGAAAGUACAAAGAGAUGGAUUGGCAGAUGAUAGUUAAUAUCAAGGAAAAUAGACAAUCCUUUCUGGAUUUGUUUGGACCAGGUCUCUUCUUUGCACUGUUCUUCCACUUGGAAAAAGAUUACCAAGACCACUGUGCACUGGAUUCAGCUUCUAUCUGGUUAUACAUGUAUUUGCAGUUACGAAUGAAAUCAUUGCCUCAUUUUGAAUCAUACAAUAGCGUUUGCCUCAUUUUUCCUGGAUGAUUUUUCAGAGAUGCUCAAGUGAUCUUAAUUUCCGUUUGUAAAUCAUCCUUCUGUACACAGGAUGAACAGAACAGCAACAAUGAACGACAAAGCAACACAUAGUCCACUUUUUGGAUUAGUGGUUUAAUUUAUUUUUACAAGUUUAUGUAGAAUUAUUUACAGAAAGCUCUACAGAAGAUCUGUUCUUUCAUUACCAUUCCACAGCUCUUAGUUCCACAUUCCAUCAUGAUUCCACAACUGUUAGUGAGUAUUCAAGAAGAAGAUCUGAAGGAUAUUGUUAACCUUUCUUUGAUCAGAAAAAAAGGUUGCCCUCCAUAUAGUUCUGGUACUUAUUUGAAAAACUUGAAAAAUUGUUUUUUCAUGAUCAGUUGUGCUGAGCUGUAAUUAAAUUCACACAGAUUUACUGCACCUUA